Messenger RNA from Gambusia affinis (western mosquitofish), 5437 nucleotides. RefSeq names its product chloride intracellular channel 1 (gene clic1). The coding region runs from base 120 to 848 and encodes 242 amino acids. The record is from RefSeq and is a predicted model, not a curated record. NCBI's taxonomy places the organism in Eukaryota, Metazoa, Chordata, Actinopteri, Cyprinodontiformes, Poeciliidae. The transcript has 7 exons.
GAUGAUGAUGAUGAUGAUGAUGAUGAUUGUGUCGCCGCUGCAGUGCAGACCCUGAACCUGGAGGAGGAAACCAGCAGCGCGGGACAGAAAACUUUCAGCAUUGUGUUUACUGGGUGAAGAUGAGCGACGCAAACGAGCCCAAAAUUGAGCUUUUCGUGAAGGCAGGAAGUGAUGGUCUGUGCAUCGGCAACUGUCCGUUCUCCCAGCGUCUCUUCAUGGUCCUGUGGCUGAAAGGAGUGGUUUUCGACGUCACCACAGUGGACAUGAAGAAGAAACCAGACAUCCUGAAGGAUCUGGCUCCUGGAGCUCAGCCUCCCUUCCUGCAGUACGGCAGCGAGGUGAAAACCGACACCAACAAAAUCGAGGAGUUCAUCGAGUCGACGCUCUGCCCUCCAAAAUAUCCCCGUCUGGCGGCUCGUAAUCCGGAGUCCAACACAGCAGGAGUCGAUAUCUUCUCCAAGUUCUCUGCUUACAUCAAGAACUCAAACCCUCAGACUAAUGACAAUCUAGAGAAAGGCCUCAUAAAGGCUCUGCAGAAGCUGGACAACUACCUCGGCUCCCCUCUUCCUGAAGAGAUCGAUCAGGACGCCGCCGAAGAGGUCACUUCCUCGUCACGCCCCUUCCUGGACGGCCAGCAGCUCACCCUGGCGGACUGCAACUUGCUGCCAAAGCUGCACAUCUUGAAGGUGGUGAGUUUGAAGUACAGAAACUUCACCAUCCCAGAGUCUCUGACUAACGUCUGGAGGUACUUGAACGCAUCGUACGCCAGGGAAGAGUUUAGCGCUACCUGUCCUGUCGACACGGAGAUCCUCAUGGCGUAUUCAUCUGUAGCGAAAGCUCUCAAGUAGGACGGCGAUAAGCCAUGUUAAAGUAAAAAAAUAAAUCCACACAGACAUCAGUAAUCAAAUAUUUACUCUGCAAACAACCAGCAUCUGUUUCCCUGCCGCCAGGUGUUUCUUUCAAGCUUUGUUUACCUUUUGAUAUGCAGAAUGCACACACCCACAGGUGGAUCUUUGUAUUUGUUCUCCACUUCAACCAGGAUCGGUUACAUCACCAGGGAGACGAGGGCAGAGUCUAGAUCAGUGGUGUCCAAACUUUUUCAAAAUGAGAUUUUUCUGUCCAUUAAACAACAUGAAAAUUAUAUUAAUGUGAAUGUUUUCUCCUUUUCCUGCACAACAAUGAAUUGAACAAGUAAUUUUUUUUUUUUAUCAAAAGCAACAUUAGAAUGAAAUUUGCCUUAAUGGUUACAUUUAUUUAACUUUGUGAGCCAAGUAUUUUCUGUUUUGUUGGUCUGUAAAUUGUGUUCUUAAAAACUUUGUAAAAACAAAAUUCUUUGUGUUUACCAUUUAAGAUAUAAACUUGCCAUGGAAAUCUCACCUUAAAAUGAUUUUAAAAAGUGUCCAUUUCAUCCCAAAUUUGCACCAUUUUUUUAACUGCAGUGAGGGGCCACACAAACUCAUUCCCAGGGCCACAAAUGGGCCCCUUGCCACACUUUGGACACCCCUGGUCUAGAUAAUACAGAACAAAAUCAAAAUGUUUCUUUAAGGAAUGCUUGCAUUUUCACACACCCUUUUCUAAACAAAAGCCUUUCUGUUGUUUACCUUUAUUCACCUGCUUCAUUGAAUUUUAACCUCAGAUCAGAGCCGGUUCAAGCUUUUCUUUGGUAAUUGGGCAGAAUAACAAUUUGGGGCCCCAAACUCACACUUAAAAUCACUGUUUGCUGCUAUUCUCAGCAGAACAAUGUUUUACUUAAACUCUAGGCUGGUAAAAGAUUCUAACUUUAUUAUAACCUUUAAGAAAUAACAUAAUAUGGGUUCAAAAGAAGAAUAUAAAGAGGACAUGUUAUGCUAAAUUAAUAUUUUUAUAUGUUGUUGCACUUCUCUACUGCCUCCAAAAUCAACCCAAGCUCUUAAAAAAACAUCCAGAUAGUUUUUGGCUAUGGGUUGAUGUCUUUUGGAAAGUUUUUUGUUUAAAAAAACUUCCAGAAUGUAAUGUAACAAAUCACCCAGCUAGUUACCUAGCAACCCCAGUGAAGUCCAGCCUGUUACCUAGCAACCCAAGCGGCAUGUUUACACAGCUGGUUGUAUGUACAAUUGCUGCUUGAAAAGACAAGUGUUUUGCUGUUGAUUUAUCAUCUAGAAACCACUUGCUACAUUCUUGUUGGUUGUGCUGGAGGCUCUACUAAUGCUUUUCAAAGAUAUAAGGAUGAAUAAUUGCUCAUUUGGAUUUAAAGUGACAAGAUGCCCCCAAAACAGCUCCUUCUGGAAGGAGCUCAAAAUACCAGAAGUGAAGAAUAAUUUUGUGCAAAAAAAAUUAUAAAAAUGUUUCUUAUACAACUGACUUAUUCUAACUUGUUCAAGGAAGAAUUAUAGCCCAACUUUAAAACAAAAUAUCAUGACACAAUCUAAUUAUUUGUAUUCAAAGUAGAAAAGUGACAUUUAUUUCUACUACAGCAAAUACAGUGUAUGUGUUGAACAAUAUAGCAUAAUAUCAACUUACUACUAAUUUGAUUUUGAUAUAAAAAGCAAAGUUAAACCAUAAAACAAAUCUGUAACACUUCUCUACCUGUUGUUUGUGCUAGCUGUGUAUGACUAAGAAAUUACCAAAAACUGUUCAGGGUAAAAAGAACAAUAAAAUAAAUGUUUUUUAUAAGUUGACAAGAAAGCAGACGGUUAUAGUAUAUAGUUUGUAAGAAGCAUUUUAGCACAAGAAGUUUUAAGUAUUUUAUCUUUUGGUGGAAAGAUAACAGGCUAGCUACUGGAGUUGCUAGCAUGUCCAAUAUCAGUUUUUAGGUUUCCAACUAAUAAAAAAAUACAUAUGAGAUGGUUUGGGUUGCAUUUUUUAAAGUAUAUAACAAUCUACAGUUGGUACAUUGGUGAACUUCAGGCUAAUUAGCGACCCAGCUAACACAUCUAAUUGGCUAGCUAGCAUCAGUCACCAACAAAAAAAUCAAUACUCGGCUCAUUAAAUACUUUUACUUUAAUACUACAGGAGAAAAAAAACAUACUACAGCUUUUCUUGUGUCUGAUUACAACUUCAAAAUCUACACACCGCCGUUUAAUCUUUCCCUCCUCUUUAUUUUUCUUUCAGUGUAUUCUAAAGAUGAAUUAUUCCAACACAUCCAGAUUAAACCGUUUUAGUCUCGCCAUUUUUAGGGAAGUGAUAUUUGCAUACCAUCGAGCCAUUUUGUGUUUUAAUCACAGGUGUUUCCCACAGACUUUAUCACAGAGGAAACACAGCUUUUCAUAGUAAGACGCCAUGAUCUAGAAAAGGUUUGCAUUCAUUGCGGAGCAGAGGAAAACAGCCGAGACCGAGCCGGCGCUCAAAGCAGUAAAACAGGAAACCGUUUCAAUAGACGCAGGUUUCCUCUUUCUGCACUCCCACAGCAGGCGUGAAGGAUUAGUCCUGACUAGUGAGCCUGUUUGUGAGCCGCUUUCAAGGCCUCUAAUUAAUAAUUACAUGAAUGGAAGAGAGACUGUGAGCAUGCUAUAGUUGGUAAGCUAAAACCAGUACAUUACAAUAAAAUUGUAGUAUUUUUUUAAAGGUUAUCAUAAUGUUAGAAUUUUACUGUAACUCAUACCUAACUAAAACAUUUUUCUUUUGUUUGUAGUUGAGUUUUAGAGCUCAGAAGUUGUGUAUUUUUAGUUUGUUCAGUCUAAUAACAAAUAUUCUUAUUAAUGGAAAACAAUUAGAAGAACAUUUUACACUGUAGCUGCUCUGUGGAGCCCCCUGUUGGUGCGGCGCCGCAGACAGCUGCAUAGUUUGCUUAUUCCUUGGUCUGGCUUGGCCCUCGUUGAUGUGAAUGACUGGACAGUUGAGUAGUUUUCACAUUUCCACACUUAAAUCGGAUUCAUUGAAGUUGCUGGAGAUACUUCCUUAUUGGGAAUGAGCCACCAAAUCUAUUUUUAAAAAGUCUGUGGAAGGAUCACAACUGUAUGGGAUUUUAUUAAUGUUCAAUUAUUAAUAAAAUGUUUCAUUUUUCUGUAAUGUUUGCAGUAAAUUUGAAAAAAUAUCUGUUUAGAACACAUGUGACAAACUCGAGGCCCGUGGGCCAAAUCCGGCCUGCCGUAGCUUUUUAUGUUGCCUCUAGAUUUUGAACUAAACAUAAAGUCUGUUUAAAUAUCAUGUUUUCAAUCAAAUCAAUGCAGUUUUUAUCUGUUUACUACGAAAUUACAUCAAUUAGUUCCUCCAGUUUCUUGUGUAUUAUUAUGGAAAUACACGAAAAUCAACAAAUACACACACAAUUAUUGGGAGUUUAUUGAAGAUUUCUCUCAAAAAUUGUCAAAAACUUCCUAACUUGUUCUAAACAGCUGCUUCAGUCUUAACUGAUGUCAGAUUAUAGUCCAGGAUCAACACAGGCAGAAAUAAAAAGUUGCAUCUCCAGUCAUAAAUAAGUGCAAAUAUUUCCAAAUUAGAACCACAAACAAAAAAAAAUCACAAAAACAAUCGCGAAGUUCUGGUGAUACUGAAAAGACUUUGAAUUGUAUUAUUUAAUUUUAAGAAUUCAUUAAUAUUUUUAACAGUUUAUCGAUACAUUCUGGCACUGCCGGCCCUUUAAGAGCAUUCAUGAUCUUGAUUUGAUCCAAAACAAAAAUAAGUUUGACACCCUGCUUUAGAACAUGGAUCUGUUUCUGUUACAUAUCAAACAUGUGAUCAAAGUAUAGAUUACUUAUAUAUUUCUGUUGGUUGUGUGAAGUUCUUCUGACAUAAUAACAAAUUAUAAAAAUGCCACCGUUGGCCUUAUUUUUAUCCAAAGAGAUCUAAGACUCUGUCUGUUGGUUCGAUUUACGCCUCGAAGUUUUCUUGCCUGUCAAACAACCUUGAACUAAAUCAAAAUGGAGCUAAUAACACACUUUGUCUGGUCAAGCAGCAACACAUCCAGUAAACCUCAGGGUAACACAGUGUAACAUUUCCAGAGGCUGUUUUGAUAUGAAGUUCUUCAGUGUUGCUAAAAAUGACCGAAGUGCAAUUAGAAAAUCCUGUAAACGUGGUUAGAAAUCAGCUGUGAGUUAAUUCACCUCAAUAAACCCAAAUUUUAUGAAGGAUCUGAGUUUGAUUACUGAAUGUUUUCCUUGUUGAACUGAUGUGGAUUUGAUCUAUUUUUUGAUAUAGACUAAUGUUUAAAGGGAUUAAAUAUGAAUAACUUCACAGUUAAUCAUUAUUUGUGUUUUUUGUCCAAGCAUAGCAGAAACUCUCAUUUCUUAAUAUAUAUUUGAAACAAUUUCAGGGACCAGAAAAUGUGUCGGAUUUUUAUUUUCUGCUUUUCAUUUCACAUGUUUUGUUAUUGAUGUUGUAAUUUUUCACUCUGUCUUAAUGCUGAUGGCAUCAUGAAGUUAAAAAAAUCGAAAGCGGCAGCGAGGACAAUCAAACUCACAGCUGAAAUCUUUUUUUAUUUUGCUUCUAUCAAUGUUCCAAUAAAAAUAUCUUCAUAAUAAAA